UAAAAGGAUUUCUUUUUAUAAAAACAUGUUCCCGUAUAUUCGAAGCGCGAUGGCGCUCCUUUCUCUGCGCUAUGCCACUUGUUCCUCCCAGGCAAGCCCUCCCUCCUUCCAGAAAACAGGAACGAGCUGUACCGGAAUCUCAAGGAAAACCAGUCAAAGAUAAGAAAAAACCCGCAAACUACCGACCACGAAUCGCUGAAAAAUUCGGCGCAACAGAUAGAAAGCUCUGAAAACGGAGAAAAAUGAAGAAAGAUGAUAGCAGAAAAACAAUAGAGGAAAAAAAAAAGAGAGCACCUCCUUCCCCGCCACCCGUCCCUUGUCAAGAAACUAGACAGUUGUAAUCACACCAAAGACGAGCGCUCCAACCGGCGUUGUUUUUUUUUGCCACCAUACCCGACCAAACCUUCUUUACUUUAGACAUAGGAUGCAAAAAGAAAAACGAAAAACCAGGAAAAUAGGGAAAAAAAGAAAAGAAAACAAAAACGGAAUGAAGAAAAAAAAAAUAGAGAAACAUUGGACACGCUUCCCCUCUCUCGUUCCAACCUUCGUUGGCGAGACAUUUUUCCAAAGCUCGCCACGGCCGCCUUUUUUGUGUAACACCUCCUCGUUCCUUAUCAACGAGUCCCCUCUAGUGAUGUAAUUUGCACACAAGUUGCAAAAUUGGUGCGGUUGUGUGUGUGCCCUACUAUUGCUGUUGUUGUAGCUGUCCUCGCUGUGCAGCUUGAUGAAGAUUCAAGAAUAAAAAGC
Trichoderma virens Gv29-8 is the source of this 747-nucleotide messenger RNA. RefSeq lists its product as uncharacterized. NCBI's taxonomy places the organism in Eukaryota, Fungi, Ascomycota, Sordariomycetes, Hypocreales, Hypocreaceae. The coding region runs from base 425 to 640 and encodes 71 amino acids. The transcript has a single exon. The record is from RefSeq and is a predicted model, not a curated record.